Ruditapes philippinarum (Manila clam) is the source of this 1419-nucleotide messenger RNA. RefSeq lists its product as uncharacterized. The record is from RefSeq and is a predicted model, not a curated record. NCBI's taxonomy places the organism in Eukaryota, Metazoa, Mollusca, Bivalvia, Venerida, Veneridae. The coding region runs from base 473 to 1282 and encodes 269 amino acids. The transcript has 4 exons.
GCGGUCAAUAGGUCAAGGAUUAAAUAUUUAAAGUAGCUCGGACUUUAAGAUAAAACGAAUAGGAACGCUCGUUUAUAUUAACGCUAAACAAGUACUGACUGUUUAUACAUGUACAUAGAUUAACGAAGAAGAGUACUGAAAAAAUCAAUUCAGUAACGUGUGUGUGUUUACAUAUAGCGUUCUCAAAAUAAGCAAAGUGUGACAAUAUGAUACGGAGUUCAUUCAGAGACCGGGUGUUUUAAAUGUUAUUCAUUGGAGACUUCAAGUUGGAUUUUAUCUCUUUCAUGUUUAUGUAAACUUAUUUUAUAUUUAAAUGUUUAGGAGAUCUACGAACAGUAACGAUUUUAUAUCACGUGAAAUGAUAGUGAUCUUUUGUGGUAAAUAAAAAGUGGUGUUGUAUCAUUCAUUACAGUUGGUAAAAUGUAUACAUGUUCUAUUCAUGUAUUUAUUCUGUCGUAUUAGAUAAUCAAGUAUGGUGCACUUCCACGACCUCCACGUGCCAUGGCGCGCGCUGCAGAUUACAAUCAACGUGUGUACAAUAGUGACAGGAUUCUGUACAUUUCUGCCUCAGGGAUAUGUUUCUAGUUAUUUUUCUUGGAAUUGUGUUCUUUUUGCUGAUAUUCAAUUAACAGACAAAGUGAAUGCUACAGCAAUUCUCGUGGACACAGAGAUUACGAUAUGGGGUUCUAAAUCAACCUGUUAUUUCACGACAUACUCCCCACUGAUGACCGGGGUUCAUGCCUUCAUCUGGUGCUGGUACUUUCUGCUUAUGAAAGGCCAAUUAAAAAAAGAACACCAAGAGUUCCCGUUAUUGAUAACAUCAUUUGUGUUACACUGCCUGGUGUGCGUGCUCAUGUUUGUAGCCAGUAGCAUAAUUAGCGCGGGAAUAGAUUCUUGGUGCCAUAACCUCGUGAAGGAGUUAAAGGGCAAAGGUCAAAGCAUGGAUUGUCUACAGACGCAGAAAAUGGAUUGGCCUAACAUAUAUACAGAUGGGAAGAAACAUUUUAUAUACUCGUUUUUACUAACAGCAAAGAUUUCAAGUUGGUUACAGACAUUGACUUUACUGUGUCAAAGUGUAUUAUGUGGCUAUAAACUGUAUCAGUGGGUGCUGAAAACUACCCACGGGGCGUUUGAUCUCAGGCACUGCGGACAAACUUCUUGUGAUAAUUUAAACCACAAUAAUGAUGACUAUAAUUGUGAGAAUGGGAGUAUAAUUGUACAUUCCAUAGAAGCACAGGGUUACAAUCGUUUAGUGGAAGAAGAAGAUGAUGAAAAUACUUGAUGCUGGUUCACAGAAGGAGUUAAUGAUAGUAUAAAAGGGGAACCAAAUCAAAAUUAAUAUUGGGAUGAAUAUGAAACUAUUAUUUGACAUUAUAACAUGCAUUGUGUGUACUAAUGUUGCUCAGUUCCUCAUGAAGU